CAUGACCUGAGCCGAAGGCAGACGCUUAAUGACAGAGAUACCCAGGCACCCCUGACCUAUCAUUUUAGAUGAACUGUUCACAUUAUGUUGCUUGAGACUGGGAAGGCCUGAGCCAAUGCAGGGGAAGGGACCUUUCCCAGGCGCACCCAUCUGUGAAUACCUUUUUCCAGAAGUGUCCCUUCCUGGGUACAUCUUCAUUGCCAUCUUCAUAUUUGUUAUUUGGAAUUUGGAAAUACGCUCAGAUGUCUCUCCAACUUCCUUAGUCAAAUGGGGAAAAAAAAGCAAAAAAAAAGCUUGGGAAUGAAAUCCACCGUUUCCCUCUGAAUACAAGAAUCACGUUGCUCAUUUAUAUCUCUGAGUGGUUUUGUUUUAUUUAUGUCACAGUGUGAAGAACUUGCUGGGUCUCAUUAUUGCUCUGUGUACCGAAGUGGUCGGAUGUCUUCCUCUUUAUGCCGGCAUGGUUAUUGAUUUUUUGACAAUGCAUAAUGUGAAAAGUCAUAAAUCUCCAAGCGGUAGAGCCCUAGAACCAUACGUAUCUGGACGAGUGGGCAUGUGCUGGGUGCGAGAAGGAAAUCCUGUGUCACCAUUGUUCAGCCAGACCGAUGCUGUCGGAGAGAAGACAUGUCACAGAAAACACUCUUUUCGGAGCAUCUCCUGGUACACCAGAAAUGUCUUCCUUAAGUGGGAAAGUCCAAACGGUUUUGGGCCCCGUGGAGCCCAGCAAACUGGGCCGUACUCUGACCCACGAACAUCUGACGAUGACCUUUGACUGCUGUUACUACCCCCCUCCUCCGUGUCAUGAAGCUACCUCUCAGGAACCUAUUAUGAUGGAAAACUUAUUCUGGAUUCAAAAAAACCCUUAUUCCCAUAAAGAGAAUCUUCGGCUGAAUCAGGAGACAGAAGCUGUACGGGAAGAAUUGUUGUAUUUUAAAGCCAAAGGUGGAGGGGCUGUGGUGGAGAACACAACCGUUGGGAUUAGCCGAGACGUGAAGACACUGAAAUGGCUUGCAGAGGAAACAGGCGUCCAUAUCAUAUCUGGAGCUGGGUUUUACGUGGGGGCCACUCACUCUCCAGAGACCAGAGCCAUGUCGGUGGAGCAGCUUACUGACGUUCUCAUUAAUGAAAUUCUCCGUGGAGCUGAUGGAACGAGUAUCAGGUGUGGCGUCAUCGGAGAAAUCGGUUGCUCCUGGCCUCUGGCUGAGAGCGAAAGGAAGGUUCUUCAAGCAACAGCUCAUGCCCAGGCUCAGCUGGGCUGUCCUGUUAUUAUUCAUCCCGGAAGGAAUCCAAGUGCGCCAUUUCAGAUUAUCCGAGUGUUGCAAGAAGCAGGUGUGGACAUCUCCAAAACAGUUAUGUCCCACAUCGAUAGGACUAUACUUGAUAAAAAGGAACUACUAGAGUUUGCUCAACUUGGCUGUUACUUGGAAUAUGAUCUCUUUGGGACCGAACUCCUUCAUUACCAAUUCAACCCGGAUAUUGACAUGCCCAAUGAUAAUAAAAGAAUUAGAAGGGUGCGUCUUCUGGUGGAUGAGGGCUAUGAAGAUCGAAUUCUGAUCGCGCAUGACAUACAUACGAAGCAUCGGCUAAUGAAAUAUGGAGGUCACGGCUAUUCUCAUAUACUUACCAACAUUGUUCCUAAAAUGUUGCUUAGAGGUAUCACUGAGAAUGCACUUGAUAAGAUACUAAUAGAGAACCCCAAGCAAUGGCUAACUUUCAAAUAGGAUGGUUGUUUACGAAUUCACACUUUGAGUAUAAAGCUUGCAGAGAACAUUUUUCAGUGAUUUCAAACCCACUGUGAGAUAUUAAUCAGAGCUCUGUAGGACUAACGGGUCAUUUCCUUUUUAUGAGAAUUAGGAGAGUUUUGCCUUCUCAGAAACCGCUCUUAGCUCUAUACCUUUAGGAAGUUACUGACCUAAUGAGCCCUAUUGUUUUGCCUUCACAAAAUAAAUACAGAAAGAUCCAUUUCCAAACAGUAAUUUACAGCCUGCAUCCCCUUAGUGGAGUUUUGUUUUGUUUUGUUUUCUUAAUCUAUCAGCUGCUCUACUUGAGAAAAUUUAAAGUGUUUCUAGUUAAAUUACCCCCUUCUGGAGCAAUCAAUGUUUCUUGUAAUAUUGAUGAUCCUACUAAUUAUCCUGUUCUUUAAUUAAUGCUUAAUGAAUAAUAUGGCACCUUAAAAUAGCUUCAGCAGCAAAGGAAGUUACAUUUUGAGACUUUUUUUUCCCCCGAAGGAUACUGUAAUACAAUUAGCAAUUCACGACGGUAAAAAGAUCGUGUAAGCUUAAUUAUAAACUG
Ailuropoda melanoleuca (giant panda) is the source of this 2289-nucleotide messenger RNA. RefSeq names its product phosphotriesterase related (gene PTER). The transcript has 5 exons. Gene Ontology annotation, molecular function: zinc ion binding; hydrolase activity, acting on ester bonds. The coding region runs from base 603 to 1718 and encodes 371 amino acids. NCBI's taxonomy places the organism in Eukaryota, Metazoa, Chordata, Mammalia, Carnivora, Ursidae. Gene Ontology annotation, biological process: catabolic process. The record is from RefSeq and is a predicted model, not a curated record.